ACAUCUUCUCCCUUCUUGUUCUCUCAGCUUCUGGACAGGUAAACAUUAUUUCUACUGCUGACAUCUAGAAACUAGGAGGCCCGAGCUUUUUGUUCUCUUCUCAGUAAUAAUAUAGAGGCUAAAAACCUGUCCUUUAUAAUACCAGGACUUCUAAAGCCUGUUUUUAGAGGAGUCAUGAAGUUCUUUAAGUAUCUUCACACUGAACCAGAGGGACUAUUGAUCCUACCUAAUUUCUCUACAAUGUGGGUACCGAAGAGAAUGUACUAAAAAUUUCAACAGGGUUCAGCAAGUUUGAGAGCCACGGCGUCUUGAGAAAGGCGUGAGCUCAAGGCAGCUCCUGUUGAACUUGGUAGGAGUCCCUGCUUUGUGUAGAGAUGCUAUAGAAGAGGUGCAUUUCUCUUCUUAGGGAGGCAGAAUUUCCCAAGCUUUGUUUAGUUUCUGUAUUUGUAAAUCACACUUUGUCAGUAGCUUUUCUGCUGCUGAUCCCUUGGCGUGUUUAAGAUCUGCUUGCUGUCUUCUUCCCACUGAAGGAAAGCCAGCUGGAGAGGUGACUGCCCUCAGCUUGCCUCAGCUGGUAAUUAUUAGAGUGGGAAGAACCUGUCAGGUAAGGUGUUUAAGUUAACCUAACCCACGCAUCACUGAAGAAAGAAGAGAGAUGCGUAAGCGGAUGAGAUAGAUGAAAGGCUCUCUAACCUUCAGGUGAAGGGUGGUGACAAGCAGCUGGCAACACUGGCCUGUUCAGCCAGUGCUGGGGAGAAACUGCAGGGUCAGUUGUGCCAGUCCUCAGCGUUGGGUCACCACUUGCUUUCCAUUCAUUCGUGAGUCACUGCAGGAACCCAGUGAAGCAUCUGACAGUCACGGUCACUGCUCUCUGGUACGGAUGAAUGCCUUCUACAGUGACUGAAAUGGCCAUUUCUCUGUGGAAGAACUUACUUCAGACUACAAAGGAAAGGCUACUACAACAAAGAAGGAUGUCACUGUAUAAUGGUGCUCAUGGCUAUGAGGAAGAAUUGAUAAAGAAGAAACUUCAGCAGUUUGCUGGUGGAUCCAUCAACCUUUCCAAAGAAGACAAUGGCAUUGGAAUACUUACUUUGAACAACCCAAAGCUGAUGAAUGCCUUUACAGGUACUAUGAUGCUAGAACUCCAGGAGAGGGUAACCGAACUGGAAAACUGGAAGGAUGGCAAAGGCCUUAUCAUCUAUGGUGCAGGAAACACCUUUUGCUCGGGAUCUGAUUUGAAUGCUGUCAAAGCAAUAUCCAACUCCCAGGAUGGGAUGAAUAUGUGCAUGUUUAUGCAAAACACCUUAACCAGACUUAUGAGAUUGCCUUUGAUCAGUGUUGCACUGGUCCAAGGAAAGGCUGUUGGAGGAGGAGCAGAACUUACCACAGCAUGUGAUUUCAGAUUGAUGACGCCUGGGAGCGAAAUUCGCUUUGUCCAUAAGCACAUGGGGCUGGUGCCGGGCUGGGGAGGAGCUGCCCGGCUGGUGGGCAUCGUCGGCAGCGGGGCUGCCCUCCGGCUGCUGAGCGGGGCUGCCCGGCUGGACCCCGAGAGCGCGCUGCGCCUUGGGCUCUCCGAGGAGACGCUGUCCUCUUCGGACGAAACUGGAGCGCUGGAAGAAGCCCGAGCCUGGCUGAGUGGGUACACGGAGGGUCCAGCCAGUGUGAUUCGGGCUGCGAAAGAGGUGGUGACAGCGGGAAGGGACCUACCGGUGGAAGCUGCCCUAAGGAGAGAGAAGGACGUUUUCGGAACUGUGUGGGGCGGGCCUGCCAAUUUGCAGGCGUUGGUUAGAAGACCAAAACAUAAAUGACAGCGCAUAAGAAAUGUUCUUGACCUUUUUGCAAACAAAGCUUUCGCUAAAGCAGGCAUUAAACGGAACCAUUUAAGGGCUUGUUCAUUUAAACUGGCGCUAACGUUCUUGUCGCUCAUGUCAGGCAGACACAUUUGGUGUGCAACCACAGAGAAAUCCCCGGCAGAUUCUUUACUGUCCUAAUCACCCGCUGAAUGGCGAUCAGUGAAAUUAGUAUGUAAAGGUAAAUAAUGUGCUGAGAAUAGAACUAUAAUUCUUUUGGAAUGAGACUGAAGAUUAUUUUCUUUGGAGUUAAUUUUGUUUUUCUAACUGGUAUGGAAAUUAAUUGCUUGAAAAAUAGGAGGUUUGUUUAUUUGCAGAACAGGUGCAUCUAAAGCUGCGACAUAUGAGUUCCCCAACAUGAGACCAGUGUCUAAGCAGCUUUGGAGGGAUGAUAACUGGUGAGAUGAUAGUUUUUAUUUUUUCAUCUUCAGUCAGUUCUUUGCAUAAUUGCUGAGAAAGUAGCCAAGGAUACUUCAGUUUCAAUGGUGAUUUUUACAGGAGCAGCUCUAACUCCCUGAGGAGCUUAUAGGCCUCAUUCACUGACAGUGAUUCAGGUCUUUAAAUGCAUUUAGGUUUCUUCUCACUGCUCAAGGAACCAACCACCCACGUACGCAUCUGCACAUUCCCAUAGCCUGGACCUGUGCUGCUGAGCACAUGCAAAGCUGCUGACCCGAUUCUUUACAUAGAAUCUAGCUGAAAUCUUGGAAGGCCAUGAUGUAUCACGCUCCCAGGUGGGAUGUCCUUGACUGACUGGGUUGCCUGAGUACUUCACCAUUCUGGAACGACUUGUGCGUGGAUCUGUCUACGUCUUACUUCAGAGUAUUUUUACUGCUAGGGCAUAUUUGGGCUGACCGGAAGAUUUGAAACUCAGUCUCCACUUCAUGCCUGUGACUGUGCAAGUAAUUAGAUAACUCGGUGGGCAGGGUUUUCCCUUUAGAAAUCAGAAACUGGCACCCAGUCCCUGCUUUGGCAGGUGAUUCUUAAAAUGGAACAUCUGUGAGAGCAAAAGCAGGCAGACAUAUCCAUGUCGGAGAGUUUCCUCUACUGUUGGUUAGGAUGCACUUGUCUCUAAAUCAGCAGGGGCUGAGAUCUGAGCUCGGGGGAGCACGUGAAGGAGGAAGUUUUGGGCUGUGCAACAUUGACAUGCGUUCUCGCUCUGACAGGGCAUAACUAACUCUAGACAUGUGGAAUAAGCUCCCUUAGGAAAAGGAGGUGAUUCCUUGGAUGGAAAUCCCUGUUACAACUUCUACUGUGGCAGGAUUCCUGAGUUUUAGACAGUGAGGUAACUGUGCAUGUGUUUGAAGAUCGUGGGGCAGAUCAAUGACGGGAAUUAGGCUUGAUUGCCUGUUAAGAUUCUGCAGCUUUUGAGCAGAUGCUGGGCUCUGCUGGGGAUGUUUUACUAUAUGGCUUUCACAGCAGGGAGUGUGUAUAGCCUGAAGCAACCAAAAGAAAUGCUGAAGAAAGGGAUGCGUUUGGAGCUGGCAUCUCCGGGAGGAUAAGGAACUUACACUGCCCUGUUGAUUCAGCCUGUCUGCCUUCACACCUGAAACUGCUGCUGGAGGAAGAUUUCAAAUUUCUCUUCCCCCAAAAGAAGGUUCAAUUUUUACUUCCAGGUUAGAGACAGGAAUGGGAACAUGGGAAAAGAGUAGUGUUCUGGUUUGUGCCUCUUCCCCCCCCUUCCCCAUUUUUCUCCGCUAGCUCAGUUGUUAGUCCCAUGUGCAGCUGGGUUCUUGCCCGUGCUCUAAAGGACUUCAAACCCAUUACUUCUGAAAUACGGGUGUUUUAAUAUAGUCAGGCAGUACUUGACUGUUUAGUAAUGAACCUGUUCCGCUUUUCCUGAAGUUCCUCAAGACUCGCGAGGGAUUCCAGACUGCCAACGUCACUGAACCUUCAGAGUGGGCUCCAGUCCAUGCUCCUCCAUUUUGAAGCACUGUCGUGAGUCAAAAAACUGUGCUUUAAAGGGCAACUGGUUAUGUCUUUGCUAGUAGUAAGAAUAAACUUGCCAUUACUAAUACUGUCAUUAUGAUUUUUAAAUGGGUGUAAAAAUUGCUUAGAACCUGAGAGACCCUUGAAUCAUUUGGGUGGUUUGUUUUUUUUAUUUUUCAGGUUUGCCAGGCUGUUAAGGCUCAUUAGUGUAUUCAGUGCAAUGGGUGAUAUAAAUAUGAAAGGGAGGAAAUUAUAGCAGAAAAGCAGAAUCUGUUUUACUUGCAUGUUUUGAACUAGACCUGUGCUGCCAGUAAGUGAAACUCAGUAUGUACACCUAUUGGGGACCUCUUUCCAUGAGCUUGCUUCUCAUUUCACCAAAUGCAUUUCCCCAGCCAUCCUCUCUGAUUUGUAUCAAAGGCCAAUGUUUGCUUCUAAGAACAGGACCAAUAAUUAGCUAGUACUGAGACACUUUCAGAUAAGGGAACAGAAACUCGUUUUGUUGGAAUCACAAAUAUACCAAACAUAGCUACAGGAGGUUCUGAAGAUAAUUACACGUGUUUGUUUUGACCAAGGAUUUUGUGAGCAGCCUAAUACUGUAUUCUCUGGUUUCUUUUCUGUUUUAAAAGCAAGCACAGCCCUUCAUAUGAAAACCGGCCUAAGUAAAUUACCAUGAGUGCUAGCAUGAGAGCUCCAGACUGAGUGAGAUUAAAUGGAAUUCCAUUUUACCAAUUUCAAACCUAAAUGCUUUAUUUCAUAAAAUACUUGAUCAUCUGAAAGUGACAAAUACCUGCAACCAGCACCUGAUAAGCAUUUAUAUUUUCUUUACAGUUAUUAAAGACUACAAGCUUCAUUUCGGUUUUUGUUCCCCUUCAGAAAUGGCCUAAAACCAAACAAGCACUAAAUGCACAAAAUAAAUUAGAAACCUCAAAACUGAUACUCCCAGUCUUCUAAUUAAACGGUGUGCUAGCUUUUGUGUUUCCUAGGGGUUAGUUUGCGAGGUCCCUCCUCGGCAAACUAGGUUUCCCGUUACAUUGUGAAAUGCCCGUCUUGUUCUCUUGCCUCUAUGCACUGGGACAGCCUGAGUGCUUCAUGGGGGUGUGGAUUCUGUGCCAAGCGUUUGAAAGUUGGAUUCUAGAGAUUGCUUUUAGCAAUAUAGAUACUUU
This is a messenger RNA of Haliaeetus leucocephalus (bald eagle), 4939 nucleotides long. RefSeq names its product ethylmalonyl-CoA decarboxylase 1 (gene ECHDC1). The record is from RefSeq and is a predicted model, not a curated record. Lineage: Eukaryota; Metazoa; Chordata; Aves; Accipitriformes; Accipitridae. Bases 885 to 1808 code for a protein of 307 amino acids. Gene Ontology annotation, cellular component: cytosol. The transcript has 7 exons. Gene Ontology annotation, molecular function: enoyl-CoA hydratase activity. Gene Ontology annotation, biological process: fatty acid beta-oxidation.